Molecule: messenger RNA, 4489 nt
Organism: Maniola jurtina (meadow brown)
Lineage: Eukaryota; Metazoa; Arthropoda; Insecta; Lepidoptera; Nymphalidae
Product: lysosomal alpha-mannosidase-like
Exons: 29
Coding region: 261-4427 (1388 amino acids)
Biological process (GO): mannose metabolic process
Cellular component (GO): lysosome
Molecular function (GO): alpha-mannosidase activity; carbohydrate binding
Source: RefSeq, a predicted model, not a curated record
CUCCACGAUGUAACGUAAUGUUCAUUUUCAGUACUCGCCUGGUUUUUCACCAAAGAGCUGAUAUUUGAAAUCUUUAAAUUAAGAAAUCCUUUUGAACUCCGUAGGCAUAAUUUUAUUGUGGUUUUUUAAACUCUUAUCUACUUAAGUUAUUGUUAAUUUGAUUUGAUUACUUAUUGGUAUUACAAAAAAAAAUGUAUCUUAAUUAAACAAUUAAAAUUAUAUAAAAGUUAAUGUACGUUACGCAAAAAAUGUAAAAUAAAAUGCUCAAUCAAAAACAAAUUAAUGCAAUAAUUUUAAUUUUAUUUGUUUGUAUAAAGAAAAGUGAAUUAACGACUAAACCAAAAAUUGAAUGUGGUUACAAACAAUGUCCUCCAACGAAAGACGGGGCGCUGAACGUGCACAUCAUACCACAUUCACACAUGGACGCUGGCUGGGUGAAGACCUUCGAUGAAUAUUACUAUGGCACUAAAAUGACGAUCAGUACAGCAAACGUCCAGAUAAUUUAUCACUCCGUUCUCUCAGAACUUCUGCAUGACAAAAGAAGAAAGUUCACCUUCUCAGAGACAGCUUACUUCUGGCGCUGGUGGAAGGAGCAGCGAGCAAGUACCCGAGCCACCUUCAGGGCCCUGGUGGCGGAAGGUCGCAUCGAGUUCGCUGGCGGCGGCUGGGUGCAGGCUGACGAAGCCACGGCUGACUACCUCCAACUGUUGGACCAUUAUACUUGGGGACUUCGAAAGCUGAACGACACACUUGGACCCUGCGGUAAGCCGAAAGCUGCGUGGCAGAUUGACACAUACGGACAUACAAGGGAGCACACCUCGUUGCUUGCUCAGAUGGGCUUUGAUGGACUUUUCAUAGGAAGAGUAGACCACAAAGAAAGAGAAGCAAUGAUAGAAGAGGACAGGAUGGAGUUUAUGUGGAGAGGAAGUGACGUUCUUGGUAAAAUGUCUGAUAUCAUGACCCACACGCUGUUUAACCUGUACAACGCACCGGACGGUUUCUGCUUCGACUUCCUGUGCAGCGACGAGCCGAUCGUCGACGACCCAGACAGCAGAGUUUACAAUGCUGACAAACGGGUCAACGACUUCAUAUCUCAGCUCGAGCGGCAGGCGAAGUACUACGAUCAUGACAACAUCAUGGUGACCAUGGGCGGAGACUUCACCUACCAGAGCGCGGCGCACUGGUUCAUGAAUAUCGACAAACUUAUCAACCACGUGAACACGCACCCGGCCAACAUGUCCGACAUCAACAUAUUCUACUCGACGCCAUCUUGCUACCUGAAAGCUAUAUACUUGUACGGGAGACGGGAUAAAGCGAUUUAUACUGAAAAGAGUGACCACUUACCAUACGGUAGCGAUGCAACCACAUACUGGACUGGAUUUUAUACUUCAAGACCGAGUCUCAAAUAUUUUGUCAAAAGAGCACAUAUUUUCUUACAGGUAGUAAAACAGCUCUCAGUUCUAUCUCGUAUGGGUGACUCGUAUGAACUGCACUUGUUGAGACAUGCCGUCAGUUUGAUGUUGCACCAUGAUGCCAUUACAGGUACCAGCCAACAGCAUGUCGCAAACGAUUUUAUAAAAACGAUAUCUGAAUCUAUUGAAGCCUGUUCCAAGAAAGUGUCACAGUUUUUGGGGAUUUUGACUCCCACUUGGGGUGGAAGCAGGCGUCCAAAAAAUAACCAACAAUUUGUUGUGUGUCAUCAACUCAAUAUGAGCCAAUGUCGCUUUGCAGAAGGUCAGGAAUCACUGUUGUUGCUCGUGUACAACCCGCUCAGCGUGAAGACGUAUUACCACGUGCGGUUGCCGGCCAUCGCGCUCCACUACUCCAUUAGAGACUUUAACGAUGAAGAAGUGGAGUACCAACUGGUACCGCUCUCAACAGCGAUCAUCAACCUGCCCGGACGGAGCUCCACGGCAAUACAGGAGCUCUGCUUCGAGGCUGAGAACAUCCCUCCUCUGGGUUACACAUCCUACUACAUCACGCCUAUAAGGGACCAGCUGGCAGAAGGUCAGUUCGUGAAAAAAUCUAAACAGAAUCCAGAAGCGGAACAAGAGUUAAUACCCUACAUCUCUAACGAGUACAUAAAAGUGUCGGUGGAUAAGACGACCGGUUUUCUGGAGUCUAUCCAGCACGUGGACGGCCCGAGGGUCGUGGUGUCGCAGAACUACUACUACUACAGCCAGAGACAGCAGAGCCUCCAGUCCGGCGCCUACAGCUUCCGCCCGGACAGCGACAGACCUACGCCUGUGACAGAAAAGGCAUCAUACCACACCAUCCGCGGGUCACUAGUGAAGGAGAUUCGACAGCGAUUCAGCGACUGGGUGACACAAAUCAUCCGGCUCUACCGUGGCGAAGAGUUUGUGGAGAUCGAAUGGAUUGUUGGACCUGUGCCUAUCGGAACGGAUCUUGGCAAGGAAGUAGUAUCAAUAUUCAAGACGAACAUAAGCAACAACGGCAUCUUCUACACUGACUCCAACUCUCGCCAGAUGAUGAAGAGGACCUGUUGGAAUGAAUCCACUAGUCAGCAACAAAAGAAACGUCUACCAGCUUGCUUCUACCCGGUCACAUCACGCAUCUGCGUGCAGUCUCAGAACAGCAGCGCGGAGCUGUGCGUGCUCACGGACAGGGUGCAGGGAGCCACUUCUUACAACGAGGGGGAGAUCGAGCUGAUGAUUCAUAGAAGACUGCUAACAGACGACGGCUUCGGCUUGGAAGAAUCGUUAAACGAAGAAGCAUUCGGAGUAGGCUUGGUCGUGAAGGGCAAACACAGGAUCUUCUUCGGCAAUUUCAGACUGGAUGUUGACGAUCAAACAUUUUCGGAGCGGGCGUCCCAGAUGGCGCGCAAGUGGACGUUCGAGCCGUGGCUGUUCAUGACUCCUGGGGAGAAGAUCAGCCGCAGGAAGUGGCAGAAUGUCAGAAAUAAGAGGUUUUCAGGUGUUCGUCUCCACGGCCUGCCGCGCCACAUUCACGUCCUGACCUUGGAACCGUGGAAAGCAGGCUCAGUUCUCUUGAGGCUCGAAAACACUUUGGAGAAGAAUCAUGGUUUUCAAAAACGCGAGACUGAGAUGCUGGAUGAGUUGAGUAAUUCGUCUCACAUCACUGUGGACUUGCGCAAGAUAUUCUCGCACUUGAAGAUUAGGAGGCUCCGGGAAACCACGCUCGCUGCCAACCAGUGGCUCGAUGACGCCAGGCAGAUGGACUGGAGCACCAGAUACGUUUACUCCGGAGGUGACGACGGCAUUUUUCCUGAAGACAAUCCUGACUAUCCUGAUGAAAUGAAAGGCACUAAGCCAUUGGACAUUAUAGAGUCCGCACAUUACUCAGACGAAGAAGACUAUACCCAUAAGAAAGUGUACAGACACUCGGACAGACGUAUCGACGAUGGUAAAGCAAUAUCCAAAAUUAAAACUACCCGGGAAUUUGAAAACAGAAGAAAAAGAUCAGCUAACAUCAUCGAUAAUCUUAUAGAGCAAAAUGAAACUACACAAGAAGUUUUUAAAACUAUUGACGCGCGACAGCAAAGGAUAAAUGCAGAUUUAAAUAUGAACAACACAGUUUUUGGUUACGAAAACAGCACUUUGAAGCCAAAAAUGUACAAAAAUUCAACUCGGCACAUUAGAAAACACACAAUAACGACGAAAAAAACACCAAAAUUCAAUUUUUUGUCGGUAAAAAUGAAACCGUCAAUCUUUUUCGUCGAUUUGAGCAAAACUGAGGAAUUGAGGUUUUCAGAGGAAGAUAUCUCAUCGAGCAUUAAGAAGCGGUUUUCGAAAAAGAGGAGUAAUGAGACGAGAAGUUUUAAAAACGUCGAAACAGACAUCUACCAAGACGAUACAGACGAUGGGGUAACUAAAUCAAUAUACGAUAUGUACUACAAAAACUACAGAAGUAAACAGAGGAAGUCUGCCUUCAAACCGCAUAUAAGGAGCUCAGAAGAGUUCACAGAACGUUCCAGAAAACGCAGAAGAAUCAGAAGGGUUAAGAAGAACGAUGAUAAUUAUGAAAUUACAUCGAGAAGGAGUAAGCAUAGAAGAAAGGGAUCCAUAGUGGGCGUGCCGUUCUUUAUUACUGAUAGAUUUGAUAAAGAAAACGUAGAAUUGGGAAAGGUACGCGGCAGGGAAUAUUGUCCUGAGGAUGUCGGACCAAGAACAGAUAAAUUAUUGAAGCGAGAAACGUCACGGUCGCGGAGCAAACGUCGUCGACGUCGGGACUACCCGGACGACGACGACGACGAAGACAAUGAAGAUGAAGAAGAGAUGGAAGACGAGGGGGAUACACAGAUUCGGAGAAGUAAGCGAGCAAUCAUGAACGACGAGCAAACUGAGCAAAGCUCUGAGCCGGAGCCUGAACACGUUAUCACGCUCAAGCCGACGCAGAUACGAACUUUUAUUUUAUGGCUCGAGGAUAAGAAACCUUAUACGUUAUAGUUUGUCAAUUAGAAAUCUUCCAAAUAUUGGGCUCUGGUGAUAUUCUCGAACCAAAUUUUUAA